AAGAAACAAACACUUUUCUAGAUGUAAUCAAAAAAGUAUUAGGAAAAAUAAGUGGGAUUCAAUACAUAUCACUGUUAAUUGAAGAAAUAAUGCGAAUUUCUUGUUGAACUUUGGUCCGAAGGCCAAGAAUAAAACUAAAUUAUUUACAUCUAUGUUUUCGACAGAUUUGAUGAAAAAUUUUAAUUAGGUUAGAAAAUUUUCUUCAAUAAAUAAAAACAAAAAUACAUCAAAUAUUCAAACAUCAGUUAUCUUAUACUAAAAGUGUGGUCAUUGAUCUGAAUAUUAGAAAUAAUAAUAAAAAAUGGAGCAGGACGAAAAAGACACAAAACCAGUUGUAGAAACAAAGUCCUCAAUGGAAAUACUUUCUGAAUUAUUCAGCACAUUUGAUGCUGACCCACCGGUUUUAAUCGAAGAUGAAUUAUCAAAUGGCACCAAAAAACAUAAAAAGAAAUCAAAGAACAAAAGUAAGGAUAAAAAACAUAAGAAAAAAAGCAAGAAGAGGAAACAUAGUAGAAGUUGUAGUAGCAGUAACAGCUCUAGUGAAUUAGAUUUUGAUUUGUCCAAACUUCUUGUUAAGCGAGAACAGUCUGCCGAAAAAAAAAUUAAAAUAGAAGGAACUGAAUUAUCUUUGAGUUUGGAUAAAAUACAUGAAACAGAACCAAAAGAGGAAGUGGAUGUGAAACCACAUAUUGAUGAGUUAACUAAGGAGAAUGAUAAUGAAGAUGGUGAGUUGUCUUCUGAUGAUGAAGUUAAACAUCAUUCGAAGCAUAAGAAACGCAAAAGACAUAAACAUAAAAAAGACAAAUCACAAGAAAAAACAAAAAAGUAUUCAGAUAAAUUGUCAGAUGAUAUUUCUGAUUCUUCUAAACAAAAACACCACCAUAGGAGUACUUCAAGACAUAAAAGUUCCAAAGAAAAGGAAGAAAUGAAUGAUUUUUAUAAAAAUAAAGAUGAUUCUAGAAGUGAACGCAACAGAUCUCGGUCCCCUCAUAAAUAUUCUGAUUUGAGACAAAAAAUUAAAGAAAAUGUACAUAAGCAUUCUAGUUCUAGUCAUAAAGAUGGUUGCAGUUCACCUCACAGAUAUUCUGAUUCACGUCAUAAGACAGAUUACAGGUCUAAUCGACUUGGCAGGCAUGAUGAUUUUUAUAAAGUUCGUGAUAAAGAUAGAUCUUAUGAUAGAAGUAAUAAGGAUGAUUUUUAUCGAAGUAGAAGUAAUGACAGAAAUAGGGAUGAUAGUUGGUUUAGGUCAAGGGAGCACAGUAGGGACAGUAAAUAUAGAGACAGAAGAUAUUCUUCAACCAAUGAUUCUUCAUAUAUAGACAAGAAAAAAUUGUUAGAGAUUGCAAGAAAAAAUGCCAUACAAAUGAUGAAAUCAGGAAAUUUACCGGGAGCUUUGAGUUUGGGACCACAGGCGCAGGAGAAAGUAAUUGCGGCUAUCAAAGCUGGUGGUAAGACGAUAGAGGAAUUGACUGAUUUCUGUAAAACCCUUGCUACCAAAGAAGAUUUAGGACAAUUAUCAGAAGUGGAAGAUGACAAGGCUAGUGAUAGCGACAAUGACAAACUUUUCAAUCAUCCUUUUCAGAUCAAAGAUAGGCCUACUACGAUAACAAUGAAUAUAAAAAAUUCUGUUCCUCUACCUGUCAAAAGUACUCAGGAAAGAACGACAGAACUGAGAAUGCAGUUUCCUGUCAGCAGUGGUCAGCAUCAUCGUAAAAAUGAGAAUGAGUGGGUUCCAGUUGAAUCUAAAAAAGAUGUGACUCCUGCACCAAAACCAUCGAUUGCAUUAACCAAGGAAAUGGUUCCUAUUACGCCAUUAGUACCUGCAACUAGUAGUGCUCAGUUUUUAUCAACAGUACCUGCGCCAGUACCUAUACCUCCAUCGGUACAGCAACAAAUUGACAUUGGAGCAAUCGUUUCUCAAAGAUUGAGUGCAAUGAGGAAACUUCAAGAAAAUCCCAACGAUGUACAAGCUCUUUCCCAAAUGUAUCAGUCUACAAAAGAGGUUCAAACCUGGGCUGAAAGUAAACAGCAGCCAGGUCAGUUUACUGGAGCGGUUGAAGGAAAUUUUCUGACCCAUUCGGAAUUAUCAUCCGGGUAUCAAGCAUGGGCUAAAAAGGAUCAACUACAAGUUGCCGCUCCUGUUUCUGGCGGUAUGGGAAUGCAUUUACUCCAAAAAAUGGGUUGGAAGCCCGGUGAAGGUUUAGGUAAAGAAAAAACAGGUGCUCUGGAACCCUUACUCCUCGAGGUCAAACUGGAUAAAAGAGGUCUGGUCGCCACUGAAGAAUCACAAAGAAAAAAGAAACAAAAGCAAGUACAGAAACCACUUCAAAACCCCAAUAACAAGCAUCCUGUGUCUCUGUUGGGUGAAUAUGCUUGCAAGAAUAAAUUGGGGGCGCCUUCCUACAAUCUGUGCUUCGAAUGCGGUCCCGAUCAUAAAAAAAAUUUUUUGUUCAAAGUAACGCUCAAUGGAAUGGAAUUCCAACCAAGUUUUGCCAGCCCAAACAAGAAAGAAGCAAAAGCAAAUGCGGCCUUAUUAUGUUUGCAAAAAUUAGGCAUUGCUCCUCAAUAAAUAAAUUCUUCAAAAU
Harmonia axyridis is the source of this 2585-nucleotide messenger RNA. RefSeq names its product protein Son (gene Son). Bases 302 to 2569 code for a protein of 755 amino acids. Gene Ontology annotation, biological process: regulation of cell cycle; regulation of mRNA splicing, via spliceosome. The transcript is spliced from 7 exons. NCBI's taxonomy places the organism in Eukaryota, Metazoa, Arthropoda, Insecta, Coleoptera, Coccinellidae. Gene Ontology annotation, molecular function: RNA binding. The record is from RefSeq and is a predicted model, not a curated record.